GAGCACGAAUUAAUGAAUAUCGCAGUUUGUUUUCUGUUGUCGUAAAAGUAGGUUUGAGGGGAUGAGGAAGGUGCAGCUUUUCAUUGGCUUCACUGAAUGUUGGAGUAAUGGUUCUGCGGACAGAAGGUUUGUUUUGGCAAGGUUUAAAAACUGAAGGGGAGAGAGAGAGAGAGAGGGGGCGAGAGCGCGCAGUGUAUCAGCAGCAGAGCAGCCUCACAAACGCACUCUGUGCUGGUCCACAGAAACAGCCUCAGUGUUUUCAUUUUUCCCUGGGAGGGCGGAGGAAGCAAAAAAGAACACGAAGCCGGCGACCCUGGUUGUAAAAUGUCGACUCUCGAGAAGGCCAGAGGCAGAAAAGUUGCAUCGCAGCUUGGUAAGGUUGAUCCCCCAAGUACUCACAGCUUUAAGGAGAAAGUAUUUAAGAAGAGAAAGAACUGUGCAGUGUGCAAACAACCAAUCACAUCGCAGGGAAUCUUAUGUCGUGUCUGCAAGUUAGCAAGUCACAAGAAAUGUGAGCCCAAGGUAACGAGCAUCUGUGUGCCUCCAGCUCCACGGAGCCUGGAACUGCCAAGAAAGGGUACUGGAACCGUAAAGAAUAUUGAGCAUUUGGGGUCAACAAAGUCUUUGAAAAGCACCCAUCAAAGAAGCACCCUGCCAAGGAGCUUCAGUGUGGACCACGUCAUGGAGCGAAACUACGACUUUGACCUGACGUACAUCACGGAGCGGAUUAUUUCAGUCUUCUUCCCACCAGUGCUUGAGGAGCAACGAUACCGCAACAAUCUGAAGGAGGUGGCCCAGAUGCUGAAAUCCAAACACGGAGACAGUUACUUGCUUUUUAAUCUCUCCGAAAAGAGACAAGACAUUAGCAGACUCAACCCCAAGGUUCAUGACUUUGGCUGGCCUGAUUUUCAUGCCCCUCCCUUGGACAAGAUCUGUGCCAUCUGCAAAGCCAUGGAGAUGUGGCUGAACUCGGACUCCCAUCAUGUAGUGGUUCUCCACUGCAAGGGCAACAAGGGUCGAACAGGAGUGAUCAUUGCAGCAUACAUGCAUUACAGCAAGAUCUCUGCAGGGGCUGACCAGGCUCUCAGCACACUUGCUAUGAGGAAAUUCUGUGAGGACAAAGUGGCUCCUGCAAUACAGCCUUCGCAGACCAGGUACAUUUAUUACUUCAGCGGCCUGUUGUCUGGAGCAAUCAAAAUGAACAGCAUGCCCCUGUUCCUCCAUCAUGUCGUUAUCCCUGCUAUUCCAAGCUUCGAGCCUCAUGGAGGAUACCACCCAUUUCUGAAGAUUUAUCAGUCAAUGCAACUUGUCUACACAUCAGGAAUCUACAGUGUCCAAGGCCCUGGGUGUAAGAAGCUGUGCAUCUCCAUCGAGCCAGCCUUACUGCUGAAGGGAGACAUCAUGGUGAAAUGUUACCAUAAGCAAUACAAAAACCCGGAGCGUGACGUUGUUUUCCGAGUACAGUUCCAUACUUGUGCUAUCCAUGGCACCCAGCUCUGGUUUGGAAAGGAUGAACUGGAUGAUGCUUACGGAGACGACAGAUUUCCACGAGAUGCUGCAGUGGAGUUCAUUUUUUCUUCAGGUCCAGAAAAAACAAAAGAUGGAGACCAUUUGAAGAAUGACUCUACCGUGACUGUAGAUUACAACACAUCUGAUCCCACUGUCAGAUGGGAUUCUUAUGAGAACUUCAACCUUCACCAUGAGGAUGGCUUGGAAGAAGUACUACAUACACGAGGUCCACUAGAUGGAAGUCUUUAUGCCAAAGUGAAGAAGAGAAGUCCCAGCACUGGCACUACUAAUGGCAGCCCAUUAAGUGUGGUGUCAGUCCAUUGCGGGCACACCUUGUCUGUCAGCACGGAUUCGGGUCACUCCACUGCUUCGAUAAAGACGGAAGAGCAAAGUAUCAGUACAAGGCCUGCACCAUCGCAAGUAGAAAAGGAGCAGUUGGAUCAGCUCCUCAGUGGGUUUGGCAUGGCUGCAGUGAAGAACACACACAGUGUGACUGCACAGCCUGGGUCAUCUUUGCAGAGCCGUGCCAACGGGCGACCUGUCACCAAUGACAGGGAGACAGACAUCCUGGAUGAUGAUGACGCUUGUGAGAUGAAUCGGUUUGCCACUUUACCAAGGAACAUUCAUCAUGCUAAUCAUCCUUAUCCUUUCAAAGCCAACCACCACUCGCCAGAGCGCAGAAUACCUGGAUAUAGUCACAGUCCCGAUGGGAUUCGAAAUGAUAUGUAUUAUAGGCCUGACCUAACAUUGGAUCAAAGACGGCCCAUGUAUGAAAGGAACGUGCCACAAUUGAAUGACAUCGGGCUGGAGGGCAGGUCACAUGAUUCUUAUGACCAUGUGAAAAACAUAGAUAGCAUUCACCACCAGGCUGCAAUGUUGGAAAGAAUGAACUACCAAAGGCCAUGCAAUGAAAUACUUCAAGUUUAUCCAUCUGUGUUCCAUCAGUAUCCUUGCUCAGAGAGAUUGCAUCAAGGUCCUAUCCACCGAGUAAGGCAUCGAGAUGAUGCCCAGAGAGAUCAUGACCUGAAAACAAACAGGAACCGCCUGCUGGACUACCGUCAGGUGGAAGAUCUCCUUGAUGGUCAGCACGUCCAGUUUCUUGAACAAGACACUUCUGAGAUUAUAUCUCAUGGAUGUGCUUGUCGGAACUGUUCCUUAAAGAUGUCAGAGGAAGAGAUCGAGAGAUCAGCAGCAUCAUUUAGUACACUCAAGCUGGAUCAUGAUUCCUUGUACCAGCACCCUCGACCUCCGGACCCAGACAUGUGGCAGCAUGAGCAUUUGAAGUCGCAUUUGGUAAACCACCCAAUAAGAAAUGGUCAGGCACCCCCACCAGUUCCCAUGCUGAUGUCUGAGCAUUCAUAUAGCCAGUACCCAAGAGGACAUGGAUACAACCCAUUCAGUUAUAACCACGUACAUACCAAUAUGCCAAUUCCAGCACCAAUAGCACACACUUAUCCCUCACAGAUUCCAGCCUCCUCUUGUGGACAGCUUCAGAGAGGUAUGGAAGGAUCUCCUGAAUCGGUUGCACAUUUCCUAAGGUAUCCGGAAUUGAAGUACAGCCCAGAUUAUCAACAACACUCACACUGUGGGUGUCCAUACAACCAUUAUCAAGAGCAACACUGUGCCAACAGGAACUAUGAAGGCUUCCCAGGUAGUCCACUCAUGUCGUCUUCAGUGCUGGGGCCUCCUGCUCAAAGCCCACAGGGGUCUGGUUCGACAUUGCCAGGUGCUGUUAGUUUAUCUCCUCUUUCAUCAGGAAGGCCAAGUAUCUGUGACCAAACAGCAAGAACAGCAAACGAAGAUCACCAAAUCAGAGAAGCCACUGUUCCACACCACUCUUCUGAAGUACAACUCAGUCCUGAUCCAGGAUCACGUGGGAAAGAAACUUCUGUGUCCCAGAGUUCUGCGGAAAUUGAGAUUGCUGAGAUUCAGCGACAACACCAUCGAGAAGGCACGGUAAUCUGUACAUCUGUAUUGAAUGUAACUGAACCUUCGCCCCCUGAAUGCACAAGCAGCCCUGCAUUUAAUACUGAAAGCAUAGGGAUACUGGAGGGCGGACAUGCAACACCAGUCCAACCAUCGAUGGUUCCCGAAACACAAGGUACAACUCCACCUGGAACAGAAGCAAACCUUCAACCCCCUGUCUCUCCUGUGUCAGGGAGAAGUGGCUCGUCUGUCGGUUGUCAAAGAAAUGAGAGCCCUGGAAGGCCAGGAGACCAACUGCCAAGCAACCAGCAGGUGACUGACAUGGAGACCAGUGCAGUGCCAGUUACCCCUGGGAGCUCGCACCAAGUACUCACUGUCGAUACUCAGUUAAACGUCAACCAAAGUAAAAGGCUAGACAGCUCCAAUGGCCCUUUCUCUACCUGCAGCCCAGUGUUCAAGGGUCAUCCCAUUGAGAGUUUCUCCGACCACUAUAUCGCCAACACGCCUGGGAGUUCAACCUUUAUCAGAUGUCCAGCGAACAGUGCCUUAAGUGUCCCAUGUUUUAUGAACCCCUCAGUGCAGCAUCCAUUGAUACUGCCAGAUAUGGUUGCUCCUCAGUCCUGCCAAGGGAGCCCGGAUUCACAAGCCCCUCCAACUCCCGCCUUCCCAGUUUCCACACCCUACUAUACUCCCUUCUCGCCUGCCGAAGUGUUCACCUACCAAUCGGGCAGUCCGGGGGGCCUCCAGCAGCCACCACUGCCAGAGAAACGACGCCUGUCUGCCAGCCAAGGAUUGAGCAAUGGAAGAUCGUUCUCUCCGACGUUAAGAGGUCUUCAUCAGGCUCCCAGUGAAAACACUACACAUCAUGUGACCUUCUCACCCACCACUUUGGACUUCUCAAUGUCAUCGUUGACAGAUGGACAUCAGGAAAACCAGAUCAGUGCCAAGUUUGUCCAGGACACCUCAAAGUUUUGGUAUAAACCGAACAUCUCCAGAGAUCAAGCAAUUGCCCUCCUGAAAGAUUGUGAGCCAGGCUCCUUUCUCAUUCGUGACAGCAAUUCUUUCCAGGGAGCUUAUGGCCUUGCCCUCAAAGUAGUGACACCUCCAGCUAACCUCAGCUCACACAGCACUAAAGGUGAUCCCAAUGAGCUGCUGGUCAGGCAUUUCCUCAUUGAGACAGGCCCGAAAGGAGUGAAGAUCAAGGGUUGCCAGAAUGAGCCUCACUUUGGUAGCCUAUCGGCCCUGGUUUAUCAGCACUCCAUCACGCCUAUCUCCCUGCCCUACAAGCUGAAGAUUCCAAACAAAGAUCCCAUGGAUGAAACCCAGGAUAAUGUUGUUCCUGGCAACACCAGUACUGCUGCAGAGUUGCUUAAACAAGGAGCAGCUUGCAAUGUGCUGUAUAUCAAUUCGGUGGAGACAGAAUCCUUGACUGGGCCACAAGCAGUUGCCAAAGCAACCAUGCAGACUUUUGCCAUGAAGCCUCGGCCUACUGCUACCGUGGUACACUUCAAAGUUUCAGUCCAGGGCAUCACCUUAACAGACAGCCAACGAAAGAUUUUUUUCAGACGCCACUAUCCAGUCAACACAGUUACGUUCUGUAAUCUAGAUCCACAUGAUCGAAGGUGGACCAACGCAGAUGGUACAACAUCAAAAAUGUUUGGCUUUGUGGCAAAGAAGCAGGGCAGCACAUCAGAUAAUGUCUGCCAUCUUUUUGCUGAGCUCGACCCAGAACAGCCUGCAUCAGCCAUUGUGAAUUUCAUCACCAAAGUCAUGCUGGGACCCCAGAAGAGAUGAAGCCUUGAUUCAAAGAGGAGUCAAGAAAGUCAAGAGAACGAACUGGUAAAGGAAGAUGGAUGGCUACUUCUGUCUCAUCACUGUGAUCAGAAAUAAAAGAAAUGAACUUCCUUUAAAUCAAAACAUUUUUAAAAGCACAAAAGAAAAUAUCUUUCUCUGUUUCAGUUCAGCCAGACCUUGCAAUAGCAUCUAUCUAAAUAUUCCAAUGACAGGAGAUUCCAUUAAUAUCAGUUGAGAGUUGAUUGCUCUCAGGUCAGGAAAGGACAGCUGUAAGAAGGGCUUGACUUCAUUUGCAAUCUUGUUUUCCCUCAGAAAACAUCAAGCCUUUGGGAAUAAUGACAAAUCAUCACAAGGUAUGUUGCCUGCUUUGAAUGGCGGUAAUGCUAUGGUUUGAUGGGGAUUUUUUAAAGUCCUUGUUAUAGUGCAGAAGCUUGGUCACUGACUGAUGCAGCCUCUGAACAUUAUAAAGUGUGAGAAAUGGAGAUAGGAGCUGACAGUGAGAAAGCGUAUUCUCAGGCAAUUAAAGGAUAGUGGGUGACUCUCGUUUGGCAUCAAUAGAUUCAGGUUUGUAAAAUCAAGAGUACAAUAUUAUAGAUACAGCAGACCCAAAAAGAUACUAAAUCUUGCCCCAGCAGAUCAUUGGUAUUGUUCUCCAAGUGUACGUUAACAGGCUCCCAGUUUACAACAUAAAGAGUCCUUUCAGUGAGAUAUCAUUAUCAGCCCCACACUGGUCUAACAGUGAGAUCACUCAAGGAAAGGUGCCAGGAAGACAGAGUGAAACUGAUGAUAAUUCAGUGCAACAUACCUGAUGUAACAGUCAAAUAUAACACAUAUGGCAUUCCUUAGUGAGAACCAUAGGACAGGCCAACUCCUAAAAUUCAUUUAAUUGAAUUAGUCCAACACUGUAACACUUCAGUCGGGUCAAAGCUAAUUCCUGGACGUUUUUCUUAACAAAUGCAUUGAUACAGAUUUCUGCAAACUAAAGGGUGCACUUAACCAGCAGGGCUCAUUGAGUCUGUGGGAUACUAAACUCAAGAUGGACCCAGAUGAGGCCUGUGUGCUGAGUUCACCUGAGGGAUUAGGUGAGGAGGGCAGCAGAUAAAGCUGACUGGUGUGUGAACAUUUGCUGGAAUACACCCAUAACAAAUGGACACUUAGACAGGUAAGAUAUAGCACCUCCCCAGUGUGGAACAUUAUUUCAGUGUAAAGUCACUACCAGACAGCAGGCAAGACAGCAAAUCAGAACGGGAAAUAGCAGCAUAGGAAACAAUCAAAUAUUUCUCCUCCAUAUAUCUUUGCACCAUAAUGCAACAUGUAAUGGCAGAAAACAGAAAGCAAAUGGCAUUUUUACACAGAAGUUAAUUAGGCCUACCUCUGAAUUGACUGUAUUUUGCCAACACUGAUUACAAUGGACCGAAUUGUCUCAUUUGGUGCUGUAUCAUAUGGGAUUUACUGUCCCGAGAAUUGAAAGUAAGAAAAUUGGCCAACAGGGGCGGCACGGUGGCUCAGUGGUUAGCACUGCAGCCUCACAGCACCAGGGGCCUGAGUUCGAUUCCAGCCUCGGGCAACUGUCUGUGUGGAGUUUGCACAUUCUCCCUGUGUCUGCGUGGGUUUCCUCCGGGUGCUCCGGUUUCCUCCCACAGUCCAAAGAUGUGCAGGUUCGGUGGAUCAGCCAUGCUAAAUUGCCCAUAGUGUUCAAGGGUGUGUGGGUUAUAGGGGAAUGGGUCUGGGUGGGAUGCUUCAAGGGGCAGUGUGGCCUUGUUGGGCUGAAGGGCCUGUUUCCACACUGUAGGGAAUCUAAUCUAAUCUAAUCUUGAUUUGCUUUGUGAGAAUAGCUGGUGUUCUGGGCUAUUGGAAGUCUAUAACUGGAUUUGACAUUGUUUGUGUCCAGUUGCCUUCAAUAGGACAGUAGUCUUGGCAAACAUAAUGGAGUUGCCAGAGAUAGCAAGAACUACAGUCUGAGAUGACACAGUGUGGAGCUGGAGGAGCACAACAGCCAGGCAGCAUCAGAGGAACAGGAAAGUUGACGUUUCGGGUCAGGGCCCUUCUUCAGCAGUAACCAGCACCUUAUCUAUAGGAAUUAAUGUUUUCAAAUUGGUUUUCAGGGUCCUUCCUGAAAUCUAGACACUUAAACUCAGCUCACCAAAGCAAAUAUCCAUGUAAUUCAGGCUUGUAACUGGACGUGUUAUCAUGCUUUCCAACUUAAUCUUAGCGCAAGGGUGGCAUUCUCAUUUCUGAAUGCAACCUCUUUUGCAACUGUAGAUGCACUUAUCUCUUAAUACUUAUUCACUGGCUUGUUCUAGACUAACCAAAUUUGCUGAUGUUCUGAUGCCAACCCAAACCUUUAAGAGUCUGAAGAAGCGAAGUUGCCUGUCCCCUGUAGCGUGUUUUCAUUUUCAGAAGAUUUGCCAGAUGUAAGACAGUUGGUUAUUCAGGGGUUUCGAUUAGUUCCCCACAGCAAAACAUUACAAUCCAACUCCUUGCUCCUGUUCUGCUCCCUCGUCCAGUUCCCCACUAAAGAGGAGAUGCUAGUUUGGCUCCUUGAUAUGCCCAGCAGCUGAGCAAUCUUCUGCAUGUUUUUCAAAAACAUAAUUAUCACCAGCAAGUGUUUUUUUAUUUUCAUAACAACAAGUUAAAGACUUUUGGACAAUAAGCAAAGUUAUUUCUUUGCCAUACAUGUCCCAAUUCAGAUAAAGUAUAUUGACUGGAACUGUAGCUGUUUCUAUCUUCACAGAUGUUUCCUGACCACUGCAGAUUUUCUGUAUUUUCUUUAUUUAUAUAGUCAAAAUUAUUCCCUUUAUCAGGUCACGCUAGUCACAUUCUGAAUUCUUGAGCACCGUACAAAUUAAUCACACUUAGAACCUUAAAUAUGCAAAGAUUGAAACAAAAUAUUUGAGUGAUCCAUUCACUGACUGUAUUUUAGGGCCCUGCCCAUCCUGUGUUGAUCUAAAUGAUGCCUGAAAAUUCUGUCUCAAGUAUUUUUGCACUGAAGUCCCGUGACAGCAUUCCCAAGUCUGGGGUCUAUUAUAUCCUAUAUUCCUUGAGAAGUAUAUCCCUGUGCACUGUGGCUUCAAUGGAUGGCGUUUUGUUGAAAUCAUGUAUUUCGCUUUUUUUUUCGUUGUUUCAUCUGCCAUCUGGAUGGUUAGCUUAUUUUGAUGUCCCAUGGUGAACCAGUGUGACACAUCAGCAGACUAACAGUCAAUGAAAUGUUGGCAUGUGUUGCAUGCUUACAACUGUGACCAUUGCUGCAAGUUGUCUACCAACUUCCCAUAUCCCAUAUCAAAUAAUUAACCUAGACUCUCCAGGUAGUGGCUAGUUUUAUGCUACGGGGCCAUACCCCACUAAGUGUUGCAUUCAGGGGGCUGGUAGCAUAGUAGUAAUGCCAUUGGACCAGUAAGCCAGAGGUCUGACCUAAUGCUUUGCAAACAAAAGUUCUAUUUCCUGCCAGAGCAGCUCAGGACCAUUUAAUUUCAAUACAUUCAUAAAAAUGAAAUCUGUAAUAAAAUGCAAGUCAUUCAUAAUAAUCACAAAACUAGCAGAUUGGUGUGAACAUCUAAUUGACUCACUAAUAUCAUUCAGGAAAGGAAAUCUGCCAUCCUUACCCAGUCUGGCCAUUAUGUGAGUCCAGACCUACAGUGAUGAGGUUGACUGGAGUCAAGCAAACCAUGCAGUUCAAGGGCAAUUGGGUAUGGUCAAUACAGCAGCAUCUGUAUCCCAAGAGGAGAGACAGAGAGAAAAACAUUGUCCAGCCCUAACUGAUUUCAUAUUGAUUCUAUUUAGCCAGUUCAAUGGGCCUACCACUUACUCUCUUAUCAUUGGAUCUUGGAACUAUGAGGAUGUUAGAAAGUGAGGAGAUGGGACCUGAUCUUUUCUCAUGCAGAAGUUCCUAUGUGCCACCCAGUUCUCCUCCUCAGAGCCAAGUAAAUGAAUCUGGAGGGGGUAUGAAUUAGCCUUAGUGAAUAAGAUUGCAGUGAAUAAUUUGGACCAAUUGAGAUAUCCUGUAAAAAUGCUUUGAGUGCUCAGUUGCCUUUACAAUGGUCAUGUGAAGUGUUGUAAGGUUGUAGCAUUGAACAGCACUCAAAGCUCUCAGUUAGUGGUCAGUAUAUAAUAUAUUGUAUGAGUAUGUGUGUCAUAUAUGUAUAUGAAUUUGGUGGCAAAAUGAAAUAUUAUGAAAUCUCAAAGUGGAGUUAUACUGCCUGACAGAUAGUGAGUUAGUGGGAUAGUUGUUGCUGUGCAUACUUUAUUAAUUCUGUAAAUUUAUUUGGACGUAUAGUCAGAUGUCAUUUGCAAACACGGUAGUUUUGAAGUUUUAUAUCUGUGAAUGACAUUUCUAUUGGGGUUGCUGUGAGGAAUCUGAAUUCACGUUCUGUUGUGUCGUGAAGUCAUGGGCAAGACACGGGCUUCUCAGCAACAUGAAGCAGACAACCUUUGACAUUGAGUUAUGUCAGAUUAAUCAGAUUAUACGGUAAAAUAUUUUUAAAGUGUAUUUCACAAGGGGGCGUGGGGAAGGGAGAAGAGCAAGGGACUGAUCAGAGGUGUAACUUAGCUGAAAUCAAUGUAGUGAUAUAGAAACUGCAGUGACCUUUGACUCUCGGCCUUUGACUCAGUCAUCAGUAAAUCACUCUCCCAGCCAUAUUGCCCAAAGUAGUCAUAGUUGUGACCGAGAACAAGAUAUUUAAACUAACGCGUUUCAGUUCCAUCUCAAGUUAAAAGAGAUCAGGAGCAUUUGGUUCAGUAAAGAAAACUUUAAUACUUUUGUCUAUAUCUGACCAAGAACAUAAUCAGUGAAAUCUCUAUUGCAAUGAUAAAGUCAGUCCCAUAAUUUCAAUGUGUCUCUGCUAAAUGGGUUGUAAUCUUUAUGUCUAAUAAUAUAUUCAAACUCCCAGAAGAUUCAACAUACAGGUCUUUAUCUAAGGUUAUCAGUAGACAUGGCGCUUUUCAUAGUUUUGCCUGGAGGGAGGAGGAUAGGCUGAAUAGAAUCGUUGUUGAUGAAGUAAACACAAAGAACUGCAGCUGCUGGGAACCUGAAACAAAAACAGAGAAUGCUGCAGAAAUUAGCUGAUGGAGAGAAAAAAGGAGUUAACAUUCGAGUCCAGUGACCCAGAGGGGUGAAUUAGGGAAUAUGAUUUAUAAUGUACCCAAGGUGAAGCAAACAAAACAACUCGGGCAGGGGGGAGAAGCAACAGUCUGGUUGGAGUGAGGAAGGGACAGACACUCAGUGGGUGCAAGAUUACUGAAAGAGUGGCUCGUUGGAGCCUUCACUGGUUAAGGCUUCACUAUGUCACUGAAGUUGGAAUGUCCUCAUUGUACCUCUCUAACAUAUCGAUUGUAUAUAUCUAGGGAGAGACGCAAGUUGGUAGGGAGGGAGCUUCUGGUAGAAUGCUUGGCAUGAGAAAGAAAGUUCAGCACUCUGAAUUGAUGGUAUGCAGACAAUUUGAUUUCAAAGACAGGCAGAAGAAACUGGCGCAUGGCGACUGGGAUUCUAGAGUUGCUUUGUCAAUCGCUGCCAAGGUUCCUGUCUCUUCUGGACAAUUGUCCAGGGCUCUGAGAAAAAAAAACAGCAAUUCUCCCAAAGAGCAGCCAGUGCUUUCCAAGCUGCGUGACUGCCCCUGUGUUGUGUUAGGGGAGCCGUGUCUAAAUCUCAGAGGCUGAUCAACACAUUGGACAAGGUAGCCAAAAAAGUAUAGAUUUAAACAGCUUUAUGUAUAUUACAUAUUUUAAUCAAAGUCUAUAGUUUUAUUUGUAUAGCUCAGACAUUUAUUUUACCUGAUAAUGGAGAAUUUAUGGGAAAAGCUUUAGUCAAGAACGUAUAAUAUAUUAUACUUAUGCUGUUAUUUACUUUUGUAUUUUAGUGUUUUAUCAAUCCAAUGCCAAGCUAAAGAAAGCUUUGUGUAUUCUUUUGUGUGUAUACCAUGUGUUUGUAUCUUGUCUCCAAGUAUACUACGUCUCUAAAGAAAUGAAAAAUCACAUCUUGUUUUUGCUGUUUGAAUUGGACUCUAAGGGGGCCUUGUUCACAAGCCCUGAAGCUGGUUGUGGAAUGGUCAGGUUGGGUCGAGCCACACACAGCCCAGGAUUUUAAUUUUCCACCCUAUGCUCAGGGAAUUCAGUCCGGGCAGACACCAUAGGCCCCAGCACCCCUCAGCCGAUCAGUUUACCAACUGAUACCUGUCAAUGUUGCCAUGAGAAAUGGUGGUUGGGUCAUGGGGCCGUUGUAGUUUGAUACUGAAGUGACCGUUUAUUCCCAAGUUUUUACCUCUCUAUCCCCUAAAGUGACAGCAUCAUGUUUAAAAGUGUGUGAUUGAAUUCUUAAGAGAAGAUUUCUGCUUUGUAGUAUCAGUGGUGAUAAAACUGUCACAGUAGUACAUCCUGCUGGAAGAUGUGUGACACUGUUGGAAUUUGUUCUAAACAUUUCCCGUGCCAAUUCAGAGUUUAUAAUAAUCUUGUGCUGCAAUGUGUAACAGAAUUUAAUUUGUUAAUAA
This is a messenger RNA of Stegostoma tigrinum, 11708 nucleotides long. RefSeq names its product tensin-2-like. The transcript is spliced from 29 exons. The record is from RefSeq and is a predicted model, not a curated record. Bases 325 to 5229 code for a protein of 1634 amino acids. Lineage: Eukaryota; Metazoa; Chordata; Chondrichthyes; Orectolobiformes; Stegostomatidae. Gene Ontology annotation, molecular function: protein tyrosine phosphatase activity; protein binding. Gene Ontology annotation, biological process: peptidyl-tyrosine dephosphorylation.